AUGUGCAUCCUCGUUAACAACCGCGACCACACAGCGACAGCAGCAUCCACGCCGUCGACAGGCGGCUGUCGGCGACCGCUGGCGCCGCCCGUCCUAAAGCCGCUCUUGCCCCAGCCAUCGACACCGACAUCAUCGUCGUCGUCGUCGUCGUCGCCGCUCUUACCGUCCUUGCAUCUGCUUCAACAGUUUGGCAAGUUUGCGCCAUUGCCACGUCUCGUGCGCAGCAUCUCGAUGCAGAUCCCGCCACUCGCCAGCAUUGACCGACAAAUCUCGUGCCCUGUCACGACCACCACCACCACAGAACUCAAGCCGCUCUCCAAGAAGCGCAAAAUGACCAUGGACGACAUUACGAGUACGCUCGAGUCGCCGCCGUUCAAGAAGGAGCGUCGUGACGUCCCAUCGACCCCGACGCCGGCGCCGCUUGCGCCCCGACCAAGCCUUCUUCUUCUUCUUCGCGUGCCAAGUACUGCACGGCAACCGUCGACGAUUGCUCGCCUCAAGACGGGCAAGGACGUCUGUGUUGUGCUCACGGCCGCGGGUGUUGUCGACUGGACGGCCACGUACUAUAUGUACGGCUUUGACAAGAACUCGGUGUUUUACUCGCUCAUGCCGCUCCGGAAGCUUCACGAGCCGUGGUCCAUUGCUGAGACCCGCUACUGUGUCGAGCUGGUCCGACUCUUGCAGGCUGGCCACAUGCGGGUGCCCCAAGGGCGCAUGAUGGACACUUACAUUGCCGAGAAGCUUCACUGCGACGGCCUCCGCGUCUCCAAGAAGCUGCGUGCGAUCAAGAAGCGGGACCACGCGGCCAUGGGCAAGUUUGUGGGCAUGUCGCCGACCCAAGUCAAUAUUCUGAAAGACUGCAAAGUGGACUUUCUCAAGGGUCUGCAGCCCGAGAUUGACGCGAUCAUGGAGAAGGAGCAUCUCGACCAGAGCUGGGUCGUUACGGUCAAGCAUCCCGUGCACGCGCAGCAGCACCAUGCGUCGCCGUCGUCGUCAACCUAAUGGUUCUCGCACAUUAAACGCAAAAAGAGAAAAAACGCAAAAUUUCGAACCCCG
This is a messenger RNA of Saprolegnia parasitica CBS 223.65, 1056 nucleotides long. RefSeq lists its product as hypothetical. The transcript is spliced from 3 exons. The record is from RefSeq and is a predicted model, not a curated record. Lineage: Eukaryota; Oomycota; Saprolegniomycetes; Saprolegniales; Saprolegniaceae. The coding region runs from base 1 to 1002 and encodes 333 amino acids.